Molecule: messenger RNA, 5155 nt
Organism: Monopterus albus (swamp eel)
Lineage: Eukaryota; Metazoa; Chordata; Actinopteri; Synbranchiformes; Synbranchidae
Product: phosphatidylinositol 4-kinase beta-like
Biological process (GO): phosphatidylinositol-mediated signaling; phosphatidylinositol phosphate biosynthetic process
Cellular component (GO): cytoplasm; membrane
Molecular function (GO): 1-phosphatidylinositol 4-kinase activity
Source: RefSeq, a predicted model, not a curated record
CGCCCUCGGCGGCAGCAGCACCAGCGAGGGCAUUGGCAGCAGCGGCGUCUCAAGCGGCGACCCGCGAGGGCCGAGUCCCCCGUUGGACGCCAUCUCAGAGGAUGCCAUGGAGAUGGACCUGGGAGUCGACCAAGUGAUUGACCCUGCAGUGGCCCUGAAGGCCUGCCAGGAGGUCCUGCUUAAGGUGAAGCUGCAGAACAGGGACGUGCCUGAUCAGCAGCAGCUCGACAACAGACGACAACAGGAUGGUCAGCAACAACACUACAUAGAUGUCACCGAGCGCACCAGUCCACAGCGGCACAUCAGCCCGGAUGCCGGCUCCAUCAAAGAGGAAGAUGAGGAGGAUGAAAAGGAGGAGAGUUGUGUGAAGAAGGGACAGAGACAAGGUGCUGCUUCCCAGCAAGGCCUUCCUCCUCCAUCUCAUCCCGAGUCAUCUCCAGGGCCACAAUCAGCAGCAGCAGCGGCGGCAUCAUCUAAACAGUCAUGGCUGCUACGCCUCUUCGAGUCCAAGCUGUUUGAUGUCUCCAUGGCAAUCUCCUACCUGUACAAGUCGAAGGAGCCGGGUGUGCAGGCGUACAUCGGGAACCGCCUCUUCAGCUUCCCCGACAGCGAGGUGGACUUCUACCUGCCGCAGCUGCUCAACAUGUACGUGCACAUGGAUACAGAGGUGGGCGACGCCAUCCGGCCAUACCUGAUCCACCGCUGCAGGGGCAGCAUCACCUUCUCUUUGCUGUCAGCCUGGCUGUUGGGCGCCUACUCCUCCGACAUGCACAUCUCCACCCAGCGUCACUCCAGAGGCACCAAACUCCGAAAGCUGAUCCUGUCUGACGAGCUGAAACCUCCUGCUCCUUCAGCCGACGCUUCCAGGGCAGCUUCGGCUUCUGAAAGUCCAGUGUCCUCACCAUUCCACCACCGCUGUCACCGCAGGCACAACAGCAGCAACAUGGAGACCUCCACUUCCCCAUGUGUCCCGUCCCCCGCUCCCUCCUCUGACAGCCCUGUACCCGGGGAGGCCGAGGUGUUUGCUUCCCCCUCCAGGAGGACCCACCAGAGAUCCAAGUCAGACGCUACGAUGGCAAACAGUGGGCCUGGCACUGGCCUCCGUCGGACAGGGAGCAACCCAAAGGUGGAGGCGGUUCACGAGGAGCCGGAGCGUCUCCGUCCUCAGCGGGAGUUCGUGAAGUCCCUGCUCUGCAUCGGGAAGCGUCUGGCCACGCUGCCCACCAAGGAGCAGAAGACCCAGCGGCUGAUCUCAGAGCUGUCGCUGCUGCCGGCCCGAGUGUGGCUGCCCACCGCCGAGCACCAGCACCACGUCUGCAGGAUCCCUCACACCCAGGCCGUGGUCCUCAACUCCAAAGACAAGGCUCCCUACAUCAUCUACGUGGAGGUUUUGGAGUGCGAGAGCUUUGAGACGUCUCCUGUCCCAGCUCGGAUCCCGGAGACCAGGAUCCGUUCGGCUCGUUCUGCAGAGAACCUGGACUGUGGCGGCGCUGUCACCAUGGCGAACGCUAACGGGAUGACAUCAGAGCACAGAGCAGGAAGUUUCUCUACCGUCCCGAACUACGACAACGAUGACGAGGCGUGGGCCACCGACGACAUCGGACAGCUGCAGGUGGAGGCGGAGGCUCACACCAGCAGCAGUGACAACAUCAGUCAGUUUUCAGUCGACAGCAUCACAAGUCUGGAGAGUAAAGAGCCGGUGUUCAUCGCUGCCGGAGACAUCAGGCGCCGUCUGUCUGAGAACCUCGCUCACACUCCGACCACGUUCAGGAGGGACCCCGAGGACCCAUCGGCUGUCGCCCUCAAAGAACCCUGGGAGGAGAAAGUCAGGCGGAUCAGAGAGGGCUCUCCAUAUGGUCACCUGCCCAACUGGAGACUACUGUCGGUCAUCGUGAAGUGUGGGGACGACCUGAGGCAGGAGCUGCUGGCCUAUCAGGUCCUGCGACAGCUGCAGUCAAUCUGGCAGCAGGAGAGAGUUCCUCUGUGGAUCAAACCCUAUAAGAUCCUGGUCAUGUCUUCAGACAGUGGGAUGAUCGAACCCGUUCUCAACGCCGUCUCUCUGCACCAGGUGCGUAAACAGAGUCAGCUGUCUCUGCUCGACUACUUCCUGCAGGAACAUGGCAGCUUCACCACCGAGGCCUUCCUCACCGCUCAGAGGAACUUUGUCCAGAGCUGCGCCGGGUACAGCCUCAUCUGUUACCUGCUGCAGGUCAAAGACAGACAUAACGGGAACAUCCUGCUGGACUCUGAGGGUCACAUCAUCCACAUCGACUUUGGUUUCAUCCUCUCCAGCUCUCCUCGCAACCUUGGCUUCGAGACGUCCGCCUUUAAACUCACAUCAGAGUUUGUUGAUGUGAUGGGGGGUCUGGAUGGAGACAUGUUCAUCUAUUACAAGAUGCUGAUGCUCCAGGGUUUGAUUGCCGCCAGGAAACACAUGGAGAAAGUGCUGCAGAUAGUUGAAAUCAUGCAGCAAGGUUCCCACCUUCCCUGUUUCCAUGGCUCCAGCACCAUCCGCGGCCUGAAGGAGCGUUUCCACAUGUCUCUGACCGAGGAGCAGCUGCAGUUGCUGGUGGAGCAGCUGGUGGAUGGGUCCAUGCGCUCCAUCACCACCAAACUCUACGACUCCUUCCAGUACGUCACCAAUGGCAUCAUGUGACCUGACAACGCAGAGGGAAGCAGGGUGAUGCCUGAUCUUUGACUGAAUCCUGAAACUUCAUCACAUCUUUCAAAGCACUCAGUGGAGAGUUUCAUGUGUUCUGAUGGAAACAGAACUGAAUGUGAGGAGUUUGCUAGACGACCUCGUGUGUUAGUAUCACAUCCAUCUUCUGAGGUCACAGGUUGUCCUGGACGGAUGAAUGGACGGCAGCUCAGACUCAGACUUACCAGACUUUAGUGAUGGCCUUGGAUCUCUGUGAGGAGAUGUGGUCAGUGGUUCUCUUGAUCACUGCUGCCUUCAGGUGCAGCUUGGACUUCUCCAGGUCAAACCACUAAACAACCUCCGCUGGGGAGCUUGCACUUCUGUGGUGUGUCGCUGCCUGAAAGGGAAAAAAAUGGCUUAUAGUCGUACUGAUGUGACUGAACCAGCACAAACUCGAGCUCAGCUGCUCUGACUUUAGUCCAACAGGAGAGAAAACAUUCAACACUACAAGUGAAGCCAGUCCUUUGUAUGUUUUCAUCAAUUUUUGGAACAAUUUGAAGGUAAAAUGCUGCUGAAUCAGUUAACUGAAAUUAACUUGCAGUGAUGUUGACUGAGAUUCUUUUGUAAUAUUCUCCAUGCAUUGCAUUAAGAGGUUUUCUCAUAAUUAUGACUUGAUUGAUCUCAUAAUUACAAGGAAUGUUAAAUCUUUUUAUCUAUAUUUAUUAAAACUCUAAUUUUGAAAGAAUUUUACAAAAGCCCAUUUAAAAACUCUUAACCUCCUGAAUUACGCUACCUUUACCUUGUGAUGAUAUUAAAUCUCAUACAGUCUGCACAUUUUUCUGUGGAAUUUUCCUGCAAAAAAAGUCACAUUUAUGGGAAAAUUCAAAACGGCAUAUGAGAUCUUGUAAUUAUGAGAACUGGCAGUUCAUUAAUUAACCUCUCAUAAUAAUGAGACAGUUUUCUUAUAACUAUAUCAAGUCAUAAUUGUGACAUCUGCUUGUCAUAAUUUAAUUUCCACAUCUGGUACUUUUUGGAUGGAUGCAAUGUGCUUCUGUAAUGGCCUACAGAAUUACAGACAACUAAACGCAUCACCUCCACUCUGAUCGGUUUGGCAGCACCUCGUUUCAGCUGAUGCUUUGACUCGAACAGAACCUAAGUAUCAGUCCGAUCCUACAACACAAGCAGCAGCAGGACGUCUCAUAAUGUCUGAUGGUCGGCUCUGUUGGCUGCACGUUUAGUUUUUCUUAAAGAACAAAAACUAUGAGAAAUACACUAAUGGCGCCAGAGCACAUGGACUCAGUGCUGUGUCUUUAGGUCUGUUUUCUCUGAUGUUCAAAUACAAAACGGUUUAGAAAGAAAAUAGACUGAAAUAUGUUUUGACUCUGUGUCUGACACCAGGUUCUCUCUCGACAGGAUUCCUCGACAUGCUGACUUUUAAUUGUUUUCACCAGACAUUUAUCACAGCAGCCUCAAGAUUUUGAAGCAAACAGAAUGCUAGUAUGCUAAGUAUUGGCAUGUCAACUUGCAUGCUAACAACAGGCUAAAGGUUUGACCUGCCGUCUUCAAACCAUAUGGAAACAAACAUGUUUCAUAAAAUUCAGGUUUUGUGUACAGUUUUAGUUUCUAACCCAGCUCUGGACAUAAAUAUUGGUCCUUUUCUAAACAUCUGCUAGAAAAUGUUCAGUAGUUACUUAAAAAGAGCAUUAGCACGCUAAUGCUAAAAUGCUUGUCUUUCUUUGAAUUUGCAAACAAAACACCAAGUUUUUGUUACAAUAAUUUUGUCAGAAUGAAUAUUGUUGAAAUUAUAUUUUGAUGCAAGAAAAUAACUGAGGAUUUAUUGUCAAUUGCUGCCUUCCUUAAUUUUUGAGUAUUUUAAGAGCUUUUAAGACUUUUUAAAAAGAUCUUUUGAUGUAUUAAUUUACUAAAUGUGACCAGUGUCUGGUGAAAAAAUAGCAAUUAAAAUUCACCGUUAACUGUUUAUUUAAUCUGCAUGUUUGUCACUAAAUAGUUUUUUCUGCAGCUUCAGUCUAAGACGAGUUCAAGUUCAUAAGAAAAUUUUGUGCAUUUUUUUUUAAUUGUCAAAAUGUGCACUACAUAACAUAUUAAUUAUAAAAGUCUACAGUGUUGAAUUUAAAAUGAGCAUUUACAUGGAUGCAGUUCCAGAUUUUGUUUUGUUUACGAGUGGUUUUCUGCCCAGUUGAGCCAAAAUGGCUGCUAAACUGCAAGUGGUUUGCAACAGAUUUAUGCAACAACCUCAUCAUCCCCGUUACAGCUGUACAUCUGUGUAGAGCUUUGAACCGACUGUUACAUGUCUGUUUACAGUAUAUUUAACAAACGAGAUACAUUCCUGUGAUAAAUGAGCAAUGGCUCUGUUUCAGUGUUUGACAAAGUUUUUCUAAAGAGGAGAUCAAUAAUGAUCAGCUUCCUGGAUAUGUGAACAUUUUUGUCAACAGUCCACUAAAACUGUUUUCCUUACUUGUUAUGAACAAGAUGUUUCCAGAAGCUUUUUGUCUGUAC